Asparagus officinalis (garden asparagus) is the source of this 1278-nucleotide messenger RNA. RefSeq lists its product as uncharacterized. Gene Ontology annotation, molecular function: chromatin binding. Lineage: Eukaryota; Viridiplantae; Streptophyta; Magnoliopsida; Asparagales; Asparagaceae. Gene Ontology annotation, cellular component: nuclear inner membrane. The transcript has 9 exons. The annotation marks the transcript as partial. The record is from RefSeq and is a predicted model, not a curated record.
CCUCGAGAUCCUCCACCCGAUCUCUUCCCUUCGAAGGAGGAGGUCGUGAGGCUCUUCGCCGUCAUCGCCAUCGCCGCCUCCGUCGCCUUCGCCUGCAACAGAGCCGUCGUCUUCUUCAAUCGCCAGCCCAACCCCUUCUGCGACUCCCGCGAGGCUCCUCAAGACCCGACGUCCGAGUUUUGUGAACCUUGUCCUGCCAAUGGACAUUGUUCCAGUGGCCAACUGGAGUGUUCACAUGGCUACAAGAAGCUAGGGAGGAAAUGCAUAGAGGAUGGAGAAAUUAGCCAAACAGCUAAAAAAUUUACAGAGUGGGUAGAAGACCAUGUCUGCAAUGCACAUGCUCAAGUUUUAUGCAAUGAAGCUGGUAAAAUAUGGUUUGAAGAGGCAGAUAUUAUGAGGUUACUUGAUGAAAAGAAGUCGAGGAACAAUAUGGGUCUGAAAGAAGACACUUUUAUGCUUGCCAAACAAAAGGUUAUAGAUACUUUAAGAAACUCCUUAGAGAAAAGAGCCUUGAUUAAUGGAAGCAAGGAGUAUAAAUGUCCAGACACGCGAGCAGAAUCUUACAAGCCUGUCCUUUGCUGUGUCCGUCAAUGGAUAUAUGGGCAUAUUUUUUCUGUAGCGACAUCUUCUGCAGUUUUUCUUGGUCUCAUGAAAUUUUUAUGGGGUGUGCGGCACAAAAAAAAUCUCUCAGCCAGAGCUGAACAACUUUAUGAGCAGGUAUGUGAGAUCCUUGAGGAAAACGCUUUGACGACAAAGAGCAUGAACCAGGAUGGUGAACCAUGGGUGGUUGCAUCUUGGUUAAGAGACCAUCUACUUUUACCAAGGGAAAGACGGGAUGCCAAGUUAUGGAAGAAGGUUGAAGAACUAUUAUUAGAAGAUUCUCGGAUAGAUCAAUAUCCAAAGUUAGUCAAGGGGGAGUCAAAGGUGGUGUUGGAAUGGCAAGUUGAUAGUUCUCUGAGUUCGAAAAUGCGGCAAAAACGCGCAUUAAGCAAGACCAAGCCUGAGAAGCACGUGGAUAUAUCUUCUAGUUAUCAGAAGCGGGAAUCUACUGUAAAUGCAUCCUUAAAUUCUUGAAAACAUGGCACUGUAUAGUCCAGUCUCAUACUACGUACUCCCUCUGAAAGUGCUGUAAUGUAGAAAUGACGUUGUAUUUUAAGUGUUUGCGAUACAAAUGUAGCGUUUGAGUAAAUCACCUACUUGAAAUGUUAUGGCAAAUUCCAUGACUCCUGAUGUGAUACUGCGGAAUGUUUAUGAUCAGUUUUGGCUGUUUAUUCUUUA